AUGACACUCGGACGGUUUACUUUUCCCUCGCCCCUUGACUCGACGUUGGCGUUAGCCCCCCUCGACCCGACACAUUCCAAGCUUGGCCCUGUGUUUCGGGGUUUGGUUCCAAAGAACCCAGCCUCACUUGAAGCUGCCACUGUCCCAAUACGAACGUUGCCAAGUCUCUCACACAUGCUUGGCCAUCAAGUCAGCCACACCCCAUGCGCCGUGCCUGUGUCAAGUGGGUGGGCUCAGCCGAUGCUCGUCCCAUUUCUUGGGCAACCCGUCGCGUACCUCACUUUACGCCUUGGUCCCUGGAAAACCAAAAAGGGAAAUGAACAUAUAGCAACUUUUAAGAGAGAACAAAAACAAAUGUGA
This is a messenger RNA of Bipolaris victoriae FI3, 360 nucleotides long. RefSeq lists its product as hypothetical. The record is from RefSeq and is a predicted model, not a curated record. NCBI's taxonomy places the organism in Eukaryota, Fungi, Ascomycota, Dothideomycetes, Pleosporales, Pleosporaceae. The transcript has a single exon. The coding region runs from base 1 to 360 and encodes 119 amino acids.